CUCACCAGGCACCAUGCCCUUGAUGGAGCCAGCCGUGGCCACAAAGAGGGCCACUUUUGCCCUGAGAUGAUUUUGGUUCCCCGAGGCACAGUUUGGCUGUGUCCCGGGGGUGGUCCACACACGUGUGGGCUAUACUGGGGGAUCCACACCAUCCCCUACUUACAGGAAAAUGGGAGAUCAUACAGAAACAGUGGACUUGGAUUACAAUCCUGCACAGAUUUCAUAUGAGGAACUCCUUGCCUUGUUUUGGAAAUGUCAUGACCCUACCACCAAUACCACUAACCAGUACAUGUCAGCAAUCUUUUAUCAUGACUCUGAGCAGAAGGCGCUGGCCGAGAAGAGCAUGGAGGAACAGCAGAAACAUAUGGCAAGAAAAAUUGCCACAAAGAUUUUGCCCGCAACUGAGUUUUUUGAGGCAGAAAACUAUCACCAGAAGUACCUGCUGAGACAGCAAUUCAAACUAUUCGACACCCUGGGUCUUGAGGGACAGAGUUUGAUUAGGUCUUAUGCUGCUGCCAGGCUGAAUGGUUUUGUUGGCAAAUAUGGUACUGUGGAACAGUUUGAGAAGGAAUCCAAGGAGAUGGGCCUAUCCCAGUCUCAAAUCACCCAGGUAAAGAGGGUCUUGGCUGCAUCACCAUAAAGUUAUAACUUCCGGAACAUUUUAAAAUGGUGAAACGUGUGAACAUCUAUUGAUAUAUAGAUAAUAGAAAUGACAGAAUCCUUGAACUAUCUGUGAUAUGUACUUAAUCUUUCAUGGGAGCUUUAUGACCUAAGAAGUCAGUACCUCCUUCAGGAAUUUUGAGACAUAGGAUGAAACUCAGCAGUGUAAUCAAAAUUUUGAAGCUGCUUGGUGGAUGGAAGUGUCUUGACAUCCCUGUUGCGGUGACAUGGCCCCUUAGGAAAUGAAGCCCUUUUACUGGAUCAUAAAUAAAAUUAAUUUUAU
Lingula anatina is the source of this 943-nucleotide messenger RNA. RefSeq names its product peptide methionine sulfoxide reductase. The record is from RefSeq and is a predicted model, not a curated record. Lineage: Eukaryota; Metazoa; Brachiopoda; Lingulata; Lingulida; Lingulidae. Gene Ontology annotation, molecular function: peptide-methionine (S)-S-oxide reductase activity.